UGGAGGCGUGGCUUUAUGACAGGCGCUCAGAUCGCCGCGCUGCUCGCCGCGCUGCAGGACAUGAUCAUGGGAAGCACUCUGGCCAAAUGCGCCCUCACCGACCUGGGGAUCCAGUGGGCCGGCUGGGCUCUGGCUGCAGCUUUCAGAACCGAGAAGUUUUACGAUUUGGCAGGCUCUGGCACAUUUAUACUACUGGCACACCUGAGUCGGAUCUGGGGAGGAGCGAGUCACACGCGGCAGAAGGUGCAGACCGGGCUGGUGACAGCAUGGGGGUUCAGGCUGGGCACAUUCCUUUUCCUGCGAAUCUUGAAGGACGGUCAUGACCGCAGGUUCAACAAUGUCAGAGACAGCCCUGGGACUUUCUUUGUUUACUGGACUGUUCAAGCUGUGUGGGUAUUUAUGACCCUCCUUCCCACCCUCAUGCUGAACACCGAGAAGCGAAAUGUGCCUCUGGGGUCCAGGGACUACAUCGGUUGGACCGUUUGGGGUAUUGGCUUCGCUGCCGAAGCUAUUGCGGAUCAGCAAAAGUGGCUUUUCAAGCGCGACCCAGAUAAUGCUGGGAAAUUCAUCCAGAGUGGACUGUGGGGCUACAGCAGACACCCCAACUACUUUGGGGAGAUCCUGCAGUGGUCGGGUCUUUGGCUCUCGGCCUCAUCCGUCAUGCAGGGGCCUCAGUACCUGAGUGUGGUGUCUCCGCUGUUCGUGUGGUUUUUACUGCGUUACGUCAGUGGCAUCCCCAUCCUGGAGAAACAGGCGAUGAAGAAAUGGGGAUCCCAGGCAGCCUUCCAGGACUACGUUAAAAACACUCCUCUUCUCUGGCCUUGGCCGAAGUUUUGAUACCGUUACAUUCGCUGUACCCAUCAACAGUGCAAAUUUUACUCUAAUAAAUCAGUGUCUUAAAGAUAUUCCGUCAUCUAUGCAGCCUUAAGUCAUGAAUUUUGUUGUAGAUAGGCCUGAAAAGUGGUUUCCAGGCAUCAAGAGGGGUAUUAUUGAUGUGACACUGAAGAGGCAUCAUUAACAGCAGUUAUCAUUCCUGUCUGUAUCUUCAGAAACCCCACUGGGGACAAAACAGAAGCCAGUUUGGGGAAAUAUUUAAUGAGCUAAUUACUCUGACGAGGGGAAACAAUCAGAAAAACCACAAACCAGUUAACAGCUGAACAAUCUGGCUUCAGAAAGCAAUAAAAAUCCAAAACCAAA
This is a messenger RNA of Xiphophorus maculatus (southern platyfish), 1197 nucleotides long. RefSeq lists its product as uncharacterized. The coding region runs from base 16 to 837 and encodes 273 amino acids. The record is from RefSeq and is a predicted model, not a curated record. Gene Ontology annotation, cellular component: membrane. Lineage: Eukaryota; Metazoa; Chordata; Actinopteri; Cyprinodontiformes; Poeciliidae. Gene Ontology annotation, biological process: lipid metabolic process. The transcript has 5 exons. Gene Ontology annotation, molecular function: oxidoreductase activity, acting on the CH-CH group of donors.